ACUUCAUGCCCGAUUCCUGAAUCAGUCGCGCAGGCACCAGCGAAACGAGCGUUCUCUCCUCGCCAUCGUUCUCGAUUGCAGUCGUCCCGAUCGUGUUGUCCCGAUCGCGAUUUCGUCCUCGCACUCGUCUUCUCACGGGACCGCGAUCCAGUGGAGCUACCGAACCCUUGUGGAUCGCGACCGUCGUGUCCCGAUCGUCAGGUCCAAGCUCUCUUGCACCCUCAAGUAAUCAGCAGAGGGAAACCAUGGAGUCCUGGCUGAGCGACGUUCAGCGCGUGCGAAUCCCGCGGCCCAAGUUCGGCAGCGGCAAUUCCGUGCGGCGGUCGAACUCGUCGGUGCAGCACGUGCGCUCGGAGAUGCACUCGCGGCAGGGUCAGGAUGUGGCCAAGGCCACCGAGGAGCUGCGCCAGGCGCUCCAGGACAAGCUCUGACCGACCGGCCGCUCUAGGGGACGAGAGCGCGGAAACACUUCACGUACCUUGUUCGCCAUCUUUGUACCUGCCACCAAGAGAACUUGCUCGAUGACGACAACGACGACGACGACGACGACGACGUUGUGAGAACAAACUUGAAUCGUCGUUCAACUUUCUAUUGUAACGAGGAACGUUUCUUGAAGUUAACGUCGUGUCUCGUGAGGUUCUUCCGUCGCGAAUCUGAAGAGAGAAUUCUCUCUUAGCAGUUAUCUCUCCCGUGCCUUGAAAUCUUGCCGCAUAGAUUAAUAAUUCCUUGAGUCUUUUUUAAAGUAAAGUUUGCUGUCGGCAGAAAUCCAAAGUUAAAUUUCGUUACAUUAGGCUCGAACUUCUCCAGGUAAAGUCGAGUUUGGACUUCUUAUUAAUUCUGUUGCGAAGUUCCUCUCCGGAGGUAGCCGAAGAACAAGUUUUGCUCCUAAUUAGCGAAUCGUUGAUUUCCUUUGACGCGUCCCCGAAUUACCUUACUAAUUCCGGCUUGAUAAUACCUCUGUGAUCGUGAGAAAGAGAGACUAUCGCGAGGAAGAGUCGCAGAGGCUCGGCCUGGAGCCUGAAGAAACGUUCGGCGAAUUAAUAGAAAUCGAGGGCGAUUCGAUCGUCGUUCCGUCGUCGAGCGAGCGAGCGUUUACCGAGGAUUUUACGAGAGUCACACUAUCACUUCGCGCAUCUCGGCGGGUUGGUCGGUCAUGCGGAAGAAUGAGUUGGGCGUCGGAACGGCGAAGAUCAGAACGAGGACACGUCGGCAACACCUUGGAACACAUACACACAUUCUUUCUCUCUCUCUCUCUCUCUCUCUCUCCCUUUCUCUCUGUCUUCAUUCCCCGCGCUACCGAUCGAUCGUAGUCGUUAGGUGCAAUUAGUCGAGAGGCGAUUUGACAACGUCCUCGUCCAAGCUUCUGUCGAGAGAAUCUCGAACGCGGAACUUGUUCGCGAUGGUUCGUAGCGUGAGUCGCGCGACUCGCCAGUCGCGUUUUCUCGACACCCUCGAAACACCGCGGCCUCAAGAAGAGGAAGAGCUGAUCAUCAUGCCGUUUCCGAUCGCACGCGGUGUGUCGCGGUCGACGAUAAGAUCGCCGAGAAGGAGACAGAAAGAAACGGAGAGGAGACAGAGUCGCGUCUUCGGCCAGACACUGUAGCCUCCUAAUUAGCGUGUAAUUAUUAAUACGUAGCCUUGUACGCACAGCACAGAAAAAUAAGAGAGGAACAAGAGAAAGCAAAGUAUUCCUAUAUAGGAAAGUAUAUAAUCGUCGUUAGUCGUAAUUAAUCAUUAAGUCAAGGACCGGAUAUCAUCGAUCGUUCAUAUGCGCGCGAUUUUAAUUGGUAGACCGAUGUCGAGUCUCAUUAUUUAUGGCGAUUCAUUAUGCACGAUUGUAUCAUCGCGCAUCGUAUCAUCGAUAUCACUCAUCGGUUCGUCGACGUGAAGACAUUUUUCUUUCUUCUUUCUUCGUAAAAUGAGAGAGAGGGAAACAUGAAAACGCGCAUCCCAUCUGAGAAUCGUUCUUUGUUUUUUUACGAGGAGAAUAAAGGCGAGCCGAAAGUGCUUGUACAUCAAU
Odontomachus brunneus is the source of this 2020-nucleotide messenger RNA. RefSeq lists its product as uncharacterized. The coding region runs from base 246 to 431 and encodes 61 amino acids. Lineage: Eukaryota; Metazoa; Arthropoda; Insecta; Hymenoptera; Formicidae. The record is from RefSeq and is a predicted model, not a curated record. The transcript has 2 exons.